Rubroshorea leprosula is the source of this 1352-nucleotide messenger RNA. Lineage: Eukaryota; Viridiplantae; Streptophyta; Magnoliopsida; Malvales; Dipterocarpaceae. The record is from the annotation of a GenBank genome assembly.
ACAGAGAAGGGGUUCAGUUCAUUCUGGACUGCAUUUUGGAGUCGUAUAGUGCUGCCAAUAUUAAUGGAUGCAUUCUUGCUGAUGAUGUGGGCAAACACUUUAUUGCUUCGGUGUCUAUUCUGUGAGAGCAAGUGUGUGGUUUUUAAUGUUUGUGCUAUUGUUUUAGUUAUGUGGUUUGGAAUUUUGCAGUUUGGAAAAGAAAUUGCACUAUUGCAGUCAAUUACUUUAUACUAUUCUAUGCCAAGGGUUUGAUGGGAAACCAAUGGUUAAAAGGGCCAUUAUUGUAACACCAACUAGUCUUGUAAGCAACUGGGAGGCUAAAAUCAAGAAGUGGAUGGGAGAAAGGGUUAAGCUUAUUGCUCUCUGUGAAAGCACAAGAGAUGAUGUUCUAUCUGGAAUUGACGGAUUCAUGAUUGCCCUGCAGCUUUCCACAGGCAUUGGCCUCUCUCAUGCAAAUGCCGGAUUUUGUUAUCUGGAACUCCAAUGCAGAAUUACCUAGAAAUUUUCUUUUCCAUUGUCAACUUUACUAAUCCUGGAAUCUUGGUUGAUGCUGCAUACUUUCUCCAUUACCCUGAAGUUGGUUAACAUUCUUUUUGACAUUAUUCAGACAGCUUUACAUUUUAAAUGCUAUAAUUUUUACAGUUCAGAUAUGAUAUUUAGGAACUGGUUAUUUCAUAUAUCUCUUCUUUCUUGUCAUUUUCCUAACCUGUGCUGCAGAUAGAAUUGUUGAGAGGUGGACUGGUUUCAAUUAUUUCAAUUUAUCAUAGUUCUGUUGUUGCUAUAAUUAUUAAAACAUAGUUCUAUUAAAUUUGUAUCUUUUUAUCCUUCACAAAGGCAAAACGUUCACUCAUCAGGAAGAUCUUCCUGAAAAGGUGCAAUUGGUGAGAACAUAUUUUUGAGACCACCUCUUGGAAAUCAACUGCCCCCAAAAAACGCCAUAUGUCACUGGAGAACUUGAAGAUGAUGAUUUUGCAUAAAAACUCGGCUCAGCAGAUUAAAUGAAGAUGUUUUUUCCUGUCUAUCAAUUUUCAACAUGCUAACCUUGGGUCCUAUAUAGAAUCCAGAAAUUUCUUUGUAUAGACUAAAUCUCCUUUUCUUAUAUUUUACUGCCCUUAAAAGGCUGAAUUAAUUAGACAUGAGAAUCACAGUUUAUGGAACCCUAUUAGAUACAGAUAAAAUCAAAACAGCUAAGCUGGCAGCUAGCCAAUAGAGAACAUGCUGACCUUGGCUAAGUUGUUGUUUGUUAGCAAGCUGGUUAGUUAUCAUUUGCUAGGAGAUUAGCUGCUAAUUGACAGUUAGUUGAGUUGGAUAAGUUGAAGGGUCAAGCUUCUUUCUGCUGUAAUUGUUUUUAU